AUGCAGCCCCAGCCAUAUCUCCAACCCCUGACCCAGUCCCAUGCAGGCCCAGCCAUAUCUCCAACCCCAAUCCCAGUCCCAUGCAGCCCCAGCCAUAUCUCCAACCCCAAUCCCAGUCCCAUGCAGCCCCAGCCAUAUCUCCAACCCCAAUCCCAGUCCCAUGCAGCCCCAGCCAUAUCUCCAACCCCAAUCCCAGUCCCAUGCAGCCCCAGCCAUAUCUCCAACCCCAAUCCCAGUCCCAUGCAGCCCCAGCCAUAUCUCCAACCCCAAUCCCAGUCCCAUGCAGCCCCAGCCAUAUCUCCAACCCCAAUCCCAGUCCCAUGCAGCCCCAGCCAUAUCUCCAACCCCAAUCCCAGUCCCAUGCAGCCCCAGCCAUAUCUCCAACCCCAAUCCCAGUCCCAUGUAGCCCCAGCCAUAUCUCCAACCCCAAUCCCAGUCCCAUGCAGCCCCAGCCAUAUCUCCAACCCCAGUCCCAGUCCCAUGCAGCCCCAGCCAUAUCUCCAACCCCAGUCCCAGUCCCAUGCAGCCCCAGCCAUAUCUCCAACCCCAAUCCCAGUCCCAUGCAGCCCCAGCCAUAUCUCCAACCCCAGUCCCAGUCCCAUGCAGCCCCAGCCAUAUCUCCAACCCCAAUCCCAGUCCCAUGCAGCCCCAGCCAUAUCUCCAACCCCAAUCCCAGUCCCAUGCAGCCCCAGCCAUAUCUCCAACCCCAAUCCCAGUCCCAUACAGCCCCAGCCAUAUCUCCAACCCCAAUCCCAGUCCCAUGCAGCCCCAGCCAUAUCUCCAACCCCAAUCCCAGUCCCAUGCAGCCCCAGCCAUAUCUCCAACCCCAAUCCCAGUCCCAUGCAGCCCCAGCCAUAUUCCAACCCCAAUCCCAGUCCCAUGCAGGCCCAGCCAUAUCUUCAACCCCAAUCCCAGUCCCAUGCAGCCCCAGCCAUAUCUCCAACCCCAAUCCCAGUCCCAUGCAGCCCCAGCCAUAUCUCCAACCCCAGUCCCAGUCCCAUUCAGCCCCAGCCAUAUCUCCAACCCCAAUCCCAGUCCCAUGCAGCCCCAGCCAUAUCUCCAACCCCAAUCCCAGUCCCAUGCAGCCCCAGCCAUAUCUCCAACCCCAAUCCCAGUCCCAUGCAGGCCCAACCAUAUCUUCAACCCCAAUCCCAGUCCCAUGCAGCCCCAGCCAUAUCGCCAACCCCAAUCCCAGUCCCAUGCAGCCCCAGCCAUAUCUCCAACCCCAAUCCCAGUCCCAUGCAGGCCCAGCCAUAUCUUCAACCCCAAUCCCAGUCCCAUGCAGCCCCAGCCAUAUCUCCAACCCCAAUCCCAGUCCCAUGCAGCCCCAGCCAUAUCUCCAACCCCAGUCCCAGUCCCAUGCAGCCCCAGCCAUAUCUCCAACCCCAAUCCCAGUCCCAUGCAGGCCCAGCCAUAUCUUCAACCCCAAUCCCAGUCCCAUGCAGCCCCAGCCAUAACUCCAACCCCAGUCCCAGUCCCAUGCAGACCCAGCCAUAUCUCCAACCCCAAUCCCAGUCCCAUGCAGGCCCAGCCAUAUCUUCAACCCCAAUCCCAGUCCCAUGCAGCCCCAGCCAUAACUCCAACCCCAAUCCCAGCCCCAUGCAGCCCCAGCCAUAUCUCCAACCCCAAUCCCAGUCCCAUGCAGCCCCAGCCAUAUCUCCAACCCCAAUCCCAGUCCCAUGCAGCCCCAGCCAUAUCUCCAACCCCAAUCCCAGCCCCAUGCAGCCCCAGCCAUAUCUCCAACCCCAAUCCCAGUCCCAUGCAGCCCCAGCCAUAUCUCCAACCCCAAUCCCAGUCCCAUGCAGGCCCAGCCAUAUCUCCAACCUCAAUCCCAGCCCCAUGCAGCCCCAGCCAUAUCUCCAACCCCAAUCCCAGCCCCAUGUAGCCCCAGCCAUAUCUCCAGCCUCAGUCCCAGCCCUACAGGACGACUAA
Molecule: messenger RNA, 1932 nt
Organism: Oncorhynchus nerka (sockeye salmon)
Lineage: Eukaryota; Metazoa; Chordata; Actinopteri; Salmoniformes; Salmonidae
Exons: 1
Coding region: 1-1932 (643 amino acids)
Source: RefSeq, a predicted model, not a curated record